AGCUGGUCCCCUAACGGCAGGUUAUACCAGUUUCGUACUGCGGUCACACUGAUUCCGCUGCUAUUUUGUCAUUACGUUGAUUUCUUCGUUCGUUUCGUGUUUUUUUGUUAAAAUGGCCGAUACAAAGGGCUUUUCCAGCAUCGAGACCCCCGGCUACGUCGGCUUUGCCAACUUGCCCAACCAGGUUCAUCGCAAGUCCGUGAAAAAGGGCUUCGAGUUUACACUGAUGGUAGUUGGCGAAUCAGGGCUGGGCAAGUCCACACUGGUCAACAGUCUCUUCCUCACGGAUCUCUACCCCGAGCGCAUCAUUCCGGAUGCUAUAGAGAAACAAAAGCAGACGGUAAAGCUGGAAGCGUCGACGGUGGAGAUCGAGGAACGCGGGGUCAAGCUGCGUCUGACGGUGGUGGACACACCCGGAUUCGGCGAUGCCAUUGACAACUCCAACAGCUUUGGUGCAAUACUUGAGUACAUCGAUGAGCAAUACGAGCGCUUCCUUCGCGACGAAAGUGGCCUCAAUAGACGCAACAUUGUGGAUAAUCGCAUUCAUUGCUGUUUCUACUUUAUAUCGCCGUUUGGGCAUGGACUAAAACCCCUUGACGUGGAGUUUAUGAAGAAGCUGCACUCAAAGGUUAACAUUGUGCCCGUGAUCGCCAAGGCCGAUUGCCUCACAAAAAAGGAGAUUCUGCGCUUAAAGUGCCGCAUUAUGCAGGAGAUCGAGAGCCACGGCAUUAAGAUCUACCCACUGCCAGACUGUGAUUCCGACGAGGAUGAGGACUACAAGGAACAGGUGAAGCAAUUGAAGGAAGCUGUGCCUUUCGCCGUCUGCGGCGCCAAUACUCUGCUCGAGGUCAAGGGAAAGAAGGUUCGUGGUCGCCUAUAUCCAUGGGGUGUGGUCGAGGUGGAGAAUCCGGACCACUGCGACUUUAUCAAGCUGCGCACGAUGCUGAUUACCCACAUGCAGGACCUGCAGGAGGUGACGCAGGAGGUGCACUACGAGAACUACCGCUCCGACCGAUUGGCCAAGGGCAUUAAAGGAAAGGAGAACGGCGUGAAGUCUGAGCGGGACCGGGACAGCACCUCGCAGGUGGUGGCCAACAGCGUGCUCGGCGAAAAGGACCGCAUACUGCAGGAAAAGGAGGCCGAGCUGCGGCGCAUGCAGGAAAUGCUUGCCCAAAUGCAGGCGCGUAUGCAGGCCCAGCAAUGAGCAGCGGGUAUAUUUUAUAUAUACGUGCUGAGCGGAGGCGGCAAUCUAUACAUAGUUAUACACACAAGUCGUAUACAUACAUAUACACAACACAUAUUUUGUAUGCUGAUUUUGGUUGCGAUCGCGCUUUAAUUCUACUCUCAAUUGUGAAACGACGGGCGCUAAAUAUUCUGUAUUAAUUUCGCAUUUUCCAUUUAUUCGUAGUAUUUAGGUAUACACACCAUAUACAUUUAUAUACACAACCAACAUACACCUGUCUCGUAUGCAAAACGUCUGCAAUGCAAUUGCUCCAUCAAAAAAAAACCAACCAUCAGCGAACUCACUUCAUAUCAGUCCUAUCAAGCGAAACACACAAAAACAAAUGUAUUCCUACUAUGUAUUUAGACGCGAUAAACAAUGGAUUAUUAUUGUACUCUGCAUUUAGUCUAAGCGAAUCCAAUCCGAUUUAUAUUGUAUGUUAAUUCAUUUUUGUCUGUUUAUCUUCUGUGUAGUCUCAAAACGAGCGAUUUAUUUAGAUUAUACUAUAUGUGCGUAUCAGCCUUUACUUCCGAUUUUACUCGAAGGCCAUCGGUCGUUAUCCUCCAGCUCCGCCCGAUUCCUAAGCACGAUUUGAUUAAACAAGCAGUGAUCCUUUCCUAGGCGGUCCCGGGAUCCUAUGGCGGUUUGUAGCAAACUCGGUUUUGCAGGCUGUUCGUUAAAAACCAAAA
Drosophila suzukii is the source of this 1911-nucleotide messenger RNA. It is a transcript of the gene Septin1, whose product is annotated as Septin 1. Gene Ontology annotation, biological process: intracellular protein localization; cytoskeleton-dependent cytokinesis; regulation of exocytosis. The record is from RefSeq and is a predicted model, not a curated record. Gene Ontology annotation, cellular component: septin complex; synaptic vesicle; cell division site. Gene Ontology annotation, molecular function: GTP binding; GTPase activity; molecular adaptor activity. Lineage: Eukaryota; Metazoa; Arthropoda; Insecta; Diptera; Drosophilidae.